AUUGAUUUCGUGGCUCACGAUGAUAUCCCAUACUCCUCAGCAGGAAGUGAGGAUGUCUAUAAACACAUCAAGGAGGCAGGGAUGUUUGUGCCGACACAACGGACAGAGGGAAUCUCAACAUCUGACUUGAUUACUAGAAUUGUCAGAGACUACGACGUCUAUGCCCGACGCAACCUCCAACGUGGCUACACAGCCAAGGAGCUUAACGUCAGUUACAUCAACGAGAAGAAGUACCGGCUGCAGAACCAAGUGGACCGAAUGAAGGAGAAGGUUCGCACAGUGGAGGAGAAGAGCAAACAUUUUGUUUACCGUGUGGAGGAGAAGAGUCACGACCUCAUUCAGAAAUGGGAAGAGAAAUCCAGAGAGUUUAUCGGCAACUUUCUAGAACUUUUUGGACCUGACGGGACUUGGAAACAGGUGUUUCAGGAGCGCAGUGGACGAAUGCUGUCUUACGCUCUAUCUCCCCGAGAGUCGCCU
Plectropomus leopardus (leopard coralgrouper) is the source of this 477-nucleotide messenger RNA. The record is from RefSeq and is a predicted model, not a curated record. Lineage: Eukaryota; Metazoa; Chordata; Actinopteri; Perciformes; Serranidae.